Dimorphilus gyrociliatus is the source of this 715-nucleotide messenger RNA. The record is from the annotation of a GenBank genome assembly. Lineage: Eukaryota; Metazoa; Annelida; Polychaeta; Dinophilidae.
CUCUUUUGAAUUAAAGCUCACUGGAGGAGCCACUUGAAGGUUUUUUCCAGUCAUCAAUAAUUGGAUAAUUCACUACUUCUAGACAUAAAAGUAAUCUAGUUAGAAAUUAAAGAAUAUGGACACUGCUGCAGCAGAGACUUCACAGCCGAGUCCAUUACUCAGGCCUUUUAGGAGAUUGAAAGAACUACAUCAGUACUAUUUAGAUAAAAUUACGCCUUACGCCACUGGACGGUGGGCAUUCUGGAUCGCGUUAUCAAUCACGUACAUUAUUCGAGUUGUCUUUUUAGAGGGAUGGUACAUAAUAACUUAUGGUUUAGGAAUUUACUUAUUGAACCUCUUUAUCGCUUUCUUAUCACCCAAAGUCGAUCCUGCAACUCAGGAUAUUGAAGAUGAUGGGCCUUCGCUUCCAACAAAAUCUGGCGAAGAGUUUCGACCUUUCAUGCGAAGACUGCCUGAAUUUAAAUUUUGGUACUCGGCAACAAAAGCAGUAGUAAUCGCUAUGAUUUGUACUUGUUUUGAUGCUCUGAACAUACCAGUGUUUUGGCCAAUUUUGGUUAUGUACUUUUUCUUACUAUUUUUCCUAACUAUGAAACGACAAAUUAAGCAUAUGCUUAAGUAUAAGUAUAUUCCAUUUACUCAUGGAAAAGCUGUGUACAAGAGCAAAUCGAACGCUCCUCCCGGUGCACCAAAUUCAUUCGCCCAGGCUACAAAGUGA